This is a messenger RNA of Suillus clintonianus, 740 nucleotides long. RefSeq lists its product as uncharacterized. The transcript is spliced from 5 exons. Bases 351 to 740 code for a protein of 129 amino acids. The record is from RefSeq and is a predicted model, not a curated record. NCBI's taxonomy places the organism in Eukaryota, Fungi, Basidiomycota, Agaricomycetes, Boletales, Suillaceae.
CCCCAUUACAAUGACUCGUCUGCCGAGGGCACCCAUAAAGAUAUCAUAGGGUAUCGUAGCGAACUUCUUUCCAACAUGACCGAGUCAGCUUCGGGCGGGAGAGUCGAGACUGGAUUAUAACGUCAGGAACGAAUGUGCCUUUGAUGCUGGAAUCCGGCGAAUGACAUGCCCCGAAGCAAAGUCUCGACCCAAGACCAGUACUCAGACGAACUUGAAGGAUGUUAGACUUUGGUAUCUGGAACCUAAGGGAGCUUCAGACAAGUAUAAAGGUGACAGCAUAUCCUACCAUUAGUUUUCAUCGAUAACUCUGUCUCCGAGUAGUACUCAGCGGAGUCAACCACCAGUACACGAUGACCUUUUUCAUGAUCCAGAAUCUUUUCCAUAAUCUCAGCCAUGUCCAGAUGAAUCGUUUCAACCAGGUUCUGGCUAGAAACACUGGUCACGGUGAUCUAGUCGAGGUCCAAUGGAUCGACGCAGCUGCGGGCAAAGCGAAUCUCCUGGAUAUAGCGACGAACAUGUUUAUUACGAUCAGUGAAGUAGGCCAGGUCGUAGGCUCCGUCAAUCCCCAGCUGCUCCACUUGAACGUGCAGGGCGACGGAAGCUUUGUAAUCCAUGCGGUGGGCGACGCUGUUAAAAGGCUGGUUCUCGAUGAGCCCUCAGGCCCGAUCACCAGUGGCCCGACUCCUCUCGCGGACGCUGCGGACUUCAACAAGCAGUUCUGGGUGCUUGUUGAGCUGUAG